AUGGCUUCCACAACCACCACCACCACCACCACCGGUACAACUAAACACAUCAUCUCAGAACUACCUACAUAUAUCACCGUCUACAGCGACGGCACCAUCGAGCGACCACGACAAGCACCACCAGUACCACCCAAUCUCGACGACCCAACUUCCCCCGUCUCAUCCAAGGACAUCACCAUCUCUCAAAACCCCAAUAUCUCCGCUCGUCUCUACCUCCCAAAAAACCCCAUCCAUAAACUUCCCAUCCUAGUAUUCUUCCAUGGAGGUGGAUUCUUCUUCGAAUCAGCUUUCUCCAAACUCUACCAUCAACACUUCAACACCUUCGUUUCUCAAGCAAACACCAUAGUUGUUUCCGUCGAAUACAGACUCGCCCCAGAACACCCUCUUCCUGCAGCGUAUCAUGAUUGCUGGACUUCACUCCAAUGGGUUGCUUCUAACCAAGAGCCCUGGCUAAUCAACCACGGUGACUUGAACAGAAUUUUCAUUGGUGGUGACAGCGCUGGUGGUAACAUAGUUCAUAACAUCGCCAUGCGUGCUGGCUCCGAACCUUUACCUAAUGAUGUUAAGGUUUUAGGAGCUAUUUUACAACACCCUUUUUUCUAUAGUUCGUACCCUGUUGGAUUAGAGGGUGUUAAACUCAAAAGUUCUGAUCAUGAUUUUUACUGUUCGGUUUGGAAUUUUGUGUAUCCAUCAGCUCCAGGCGGGGUUGAUAAUCUUCAUGUUAAUCCUUUGGGUUUAGAGGCGCCGAGUUUGGAAGGACUUGGUUGUGAGAGGAUGAUUGUUUGUGUUGCUGGGAAUGAUGGAAUAAGGGAAAGAGGGGUUUGGUAUUAUGAGAUUGUGAAAAAGAGUGGUUGGAAAGGGAAAUUGGAGUUGUUUGAACAAGAAGGUGAAGAUCAUGUUUAUCAUAUCUUUUAUCCUGAGUCUGAGAAUGGUCAGAAAUUGAUCAAACGUUUGGCUUCUUUUCUCCAUGAAUAA
This is a messenger RNA of Vicia faba (fava bean), 975 nucleotides long. The record is from the annotation of a GenBank genome assembly. Lineage: Eukaryota; Viridiplantae; Streptophyta; Magnoliopsida; Fabales; Fabaceae.